CAGUCAAUUAUAAUCCACCCAGUGCACAAACGUGUGUGCGCGUGUACUUUAUCUGCGAGCCUCGUUCUCGCCAUGAAGCUGGCCUGAGAGGAAACAGUGCAGCGUCAGAGCCGUGCAUCAACACUCCCUCAUCCCCAAACUGGACGGUGCAAAAGGUCUCCCCUGAACUCCAACAGCCGCAGCGGCUGUCAACGUUUUCAAAUUGGGGUUCGGUCCAAUAUGGCGACAGACGGAUGGAAAUACUGAUGACAGUCCGAAAGAUCGCCUCGAUUUGUACGAUGGGCGCCAAUGCCUCAGCUUUGGAGAAGGAGAUUGGACCGGAACAGUUUCCAGUUAAUGAACACUACUUUGGAUUGGUCAACUUUGGAAACACCUGCUACUGUAACUCUGUGCUGCAGGCCCUCUACUUCUGCCGUCCUUUUAGGGAAAAGGUCUUGGCCUACAAGGUCCAGCCCAGACGUAAAGAGUCCCUGCUCACCUGUCUGUCUGACCUCUUCAACAGCAUCGCUACACAAAAGAAGAAGGUCGGCGUCAUCCCUCCUAAGAAGUUCAUCUCCCGUCUGAGGAAGGAGAAUGAGCUGUUUGACAACUACAUGCAGCAAGAUGCCCAUGAGUUCCUCAACUACCUCCUCAACACUAUCGCUGACCUGCUCCAGGAGGAGAAGGGCCAGGAGCGACAGCAGAACGGAAAACUGGUGCAGAACGGAGGAGGUGGGGGGAGCAGCGGGACAGGAGGAGGAGAGGGAGAGGAAGGGGAGAAGAUACAGCAGACCUGGGUCCAUGAGAUCUUCCAGGGAACCCUGACCAAUGAGACGCGUUGCCUCAACUGUGAAGCUGUGAGCAGUAAAGAUGAGGACUUCCUGGACCUGUCUGUCGACGUGGAGCAGAACACCUCCAUCACGCACUGUCUUAGGGGUUUCAGCAACACUGAGACACUAUGUAGUGAAUACAAGUACUACUGUGAACAGUGUCGGAGUAAACAGGAGGCACAGAAAAGGAUGCGUGUGAAGAAGCUCCCUAUGAUCCUGGCGUUACACCUGAAGAGGUUUAAGUACAUGGACCAGUUGCAUCGCUACACCAAGUUGUCCUAUCGCGUCGUCUUCCCCCUGGAGCUCCGCCUCUUCAACACCUCAGGAGACGCCACCAACCCCGACCGCAUGUACGACCUGGUCGCCGUGGUCGUCCACUGUGGAAGUGGUCCAAACCGUGGUCAUUACAUCACCAUAGUGAAGAGUCAUGGAUUCUGGCUCUUGUUUGAUGACGACAUAGUAGAGAAAAUCGACGCCCAGGCGAUCGAGGAGUUCUACGGUCUAACGUCUGACAUUUCUAAGAACUCUGAGUCAGGUUACAUCCUGUUCUACCAGUCCCGGGACUGAACCAGCAAAUGGCAGCGGCCCAAGGCUGAAACGGGCCAUUGGGAUUGGGACUCAGCAUAGAGGGGAGGGGCUUGGGCAGCCACAGGCCCUGCCUAGCCCGCCACCUGUUUUAAAUAUUCAGGCUUUACAGCGGAAGCUGUGGAGCGCCGAGAGGAUACAGGGAGGAGGAUCUUCAGCAGACAGGAGCCAACGAUGCCCGAGCAACGGAUCAGUUGAUAUGACAUCGUAGAACGAAGAGCAGGUACCGGGGAUUGUUAUGUUUCGUCAUCCUCUCUCCUCCGUUUCAUCAUCAUCGUACUGAUUGUCUUUUUUGGGGAUCUGACAGCAGAUUAGCAAUAUAUGGUGUGUUAGCUUGGCUAGCUCUCUGCUUACAUGGUGUGCCGUUACUGAUGUGGCACCAUUUUACUGGUGUUUCAUCAAUUAUUGGUGUCCUUGUCAUAUUUAGUGCCACUCAGAGGGGCUAAACAGGUUUUGGGAUUGGUGAAAAGUGGAUCUGCCAUUUCCUGAAUGUUCUCAAUACUUUGUUGCCAGUUGUUGUUAGUUUGGAGAGCGGGGUGGAGAGUUGAGUUUGGUCCCUUUGCAGCUCACCGGCCCAGAUCUGGCAGUGUUUUAUUAUAUCAUGGUGCAGCUUUCAGCAUCUGCACAUCUAUAUUACCAUCUGUUUUAAAGGGACACACGCAUAUAUGCUCUCUAACUUCCCCUUCUGGCAACGACAGCAAACUACACCACCAACUACAAAUAACCUGCCAACCAGAUGUUUAUCUUAUAUCUGUCUCCUAAGCAAGCAAGUAUCUCACUGGUGUCAAUGGCUGUGCUUCAAAUGACAGCAUGUUCCCUAUGUACUGCACUCUAUAAGUAGAGCACUAUAUAUGGAGUAGGCUGUCAUUUGGGACAUAACCCAGCCAUCCUCUUUGUGUCGUCUUUAACGCAGUAUAAACCCGAUUGGCUGCUGCAACAUUUCGCUUCUCUUCCUGUCACCUGAUAUGAACCUUCCAAUCAGAGCCUGAGGUAUACACGCAUUUCCUGUUAAUUCUUUUUGACCGUAGAAGUAAACCAAACAUAGCGGUUGUUUGGUUUAUAAUAUUAAGUAUGUGCUACACUGCCAGUUGGGGUAAUAAACCUAACUUCACUCUUUUCAAAAGGCUUUGUCCCAAUAUCUAUUCUAGCACAAUACCAAGUAUGCAAGUCCCAAUACAUUCUAAGUAAUACGCUGGUGUAGGUAUUGGAACAGAGCCUGUACUCUCAACAGAAAGAUAAGUUGAUUAAGGCCCACUGUUCAUAAAAUGUCUCAGAGCAGGAGUGCUGACCUAGGAUCAGUUUAGCCUUUUAAAUCGGAUCCUAGAUCAGCACUCUUACUCUGAGAAGCUUUAUGAAUACAGGCCCUGAUCCAUAGCUCUGACACGGGAGGCGUUUAUGUUAGCUAGGCCCAGAGUGGGACCUGUAUUAAGUUGAAUGUAAGAUAGUCUGCCGUUUUUGAAAUGUACAGUACGAAACUGGCUGCUUAUUGGUUGGCCCAUAUUUAGGGCCUGGAGUUUUGACCAAUCCUGACCAGUACUAGAUAUAUAGGUUGUGCCUUAAUGGCACCCGAUUCUCUAACAAAUAUUGGGCUAUUUUUGACCAGGUCUCCUUGGGACUCAGCUGUAGUCUAUGACUAGGGCCCAGCUGUAGUCAAACACACCCCACCAGUUGGAGACCUAGGCACCCUAUUCACUACAUAGUGCACUACCUUUGUCCAGAGCCCUAGUGGGUAUAGAGUGCCAUUUUGUGUUUUUAGGCUAUACUCUGCAACCAUAUAUUAAUUUGUUUUUUAAUGCAUAAACCAUUCCUUUGGGAGCUCAAAUCUAACUGUCUAAGACAUGCUGCUUGUUUUUAGGGUUAACUAAUUACUAAUAUGAGGUUGACAUUGGUGAAGGACUAAAACGAAACAUUUUACGUUGUGUGUAGAGUUGCAGAACUCCGGUAAUUUUCCCAAAAUUCCAAGGUCUUCCGGAAAAAUCCCGUCUGGAAGAUUCGCAGAAAUCAAGAAGAAAUAAAUACCAGGAAUUCUGGUUUUGCAAACCCUAACUAAACUGAUAUUGAAGGGGCAAUUCAACCACAUUUUCAUUAUCUUCAGCACAAUACCAUUGUCUACCUAUGUGAAAAAUGCGCAUUUCUACAUUUUGUAGGAAAAAAUAUAAAGUUAAGUUCUACCCAAUGACAUCAUUUAAAAGUUAAAACUGUGAUUUCGGCAAGGUAGCCUAGUGGCGUUGGACUAGUAACCGAGCUGACAAGGUGCAGAUCUGUCGUUCUGCCCCUGAACAAGGCAGUUAACCCACUGUUCCUAGGCCGUCAUUGAAAAUAAAAAUGUGUUCUUUAAUGACUUGCCUAGUUAAAUAAAGGUGAAAUACAUUUCCUAACUCAUGAGAUUUGCAGUGAUGUGGGGAGCAAGAAAAUACCCUCCCUCUGGCUAAAUCAAAAAUAUUUGUAACAUGCUUGUUUUCCGACAAUGCAGAGCGGAGAAAAAGGAGAACCUGAUAGAAGAGGAAUAUAAACACAAUGAGUAACGAUAACUUGGUACCAGCACCGAGGCUAGAAAGUCUUUGCAGGUUUUGAAAAAAAAUGUUUUUGUACUUUAAUCCUACCGUGUGAUGUCACAGAAGUGUAUUUUUCCCCCUUGUUUUUUUAACCAGAGAUCAUGGAAAUGCGCUGUUUUCGCAUAUGUUGACACUAGUAUGAUGUUGGAGAUAUGAGGUUGAAAAGUGGAGGAAUUGCCCUUUUUUAAAUGUUAUAUUGUGUGACUUGCUACUCUACUUAGAACGUGUUUGGAUUGUGGGGGAUCUAAACUCAUGAAUGAUUGAAGUUAGGCUAUUACGAUCUAGACAAUUUACCUAGUACACUCUUCUAGCCUAUAGGGUUCACUCUCACUGUGGGAGUCCCCAAUGGAACACUGUAUAUUUUGUAGUGCACUACUUUUCACCAGGGCACAUAAGGAAUAGGGUGCCAUUUGGGACGCACACUCUGUCUUCCCUGUCUGUCUGCGUCUCUGAACUCCCUAACUUUUGGUGUGUGUCUGUAGUAGGUGAGUGAAGUGAGGCGUCAAUUAUCACGCUUGGGUUGAUUUGUGUUACAAGUGAGUGAUCGUGAGCACACGCCACAGGACACGCAUGGCUGGACACAGUACAGAGAAACGGGUGUCACCCAGCUUUCCAUCGUGUGCAUUUCAGGCUAACUGACAGAGGGACAUGUAAUGUAGACUCAGUGAAAUGAUGUUGCCACGAACAGCACUGCCGAUAUUUGCGACGAGCGAGACGCAAGACAUCGCUCCCACAGAGUCGGACGCAGAAUUUGCGACUGUGCAUGGGUUCGCUUCACGCUGAGCUGUUUAGCCUCGCGCUUCAGCGCUCUUAGUUGCGGGAAUUGACCCACUAUGCUGUUUGCUUUGUGCACCUACGUCAUAUCCCUGAGUCUACCUUUUAGCAGCAGGAAAUGGUGUUUAUAUCUAGCAGCUUCGUAUGUAACUAACAAACUACACUGGUCUGCAAUGUGUCCCGUUUUGCUUCCUGGGUGCGUAUCAAUAGUCUUAACGUGGCUUCCUCGCCUCGUCUCCUUUCCUUCAUCUGCAGUGAUGUGUAAAACCUGGGUAGGGGACAGCAACAUUUUCUAUCCAUUUCUAGGUAUUUGGUUUAACCACUCCAGUUCUUUUCACCUCGGUGUAGAUCAUUGGUAGUUACUAAUAUUUCAGAGGGAGACACUUUAGUAAAACAAAAUCGCUGGGCGAACCGCAUUCCAAUCAGAUAAUGGGGGUAGGGGGUGGUCACAAAGUCAAAUUGUACAUUAUAUUAAAUUGAUCUACACAUGAUAUUUAAGAUACUAUUAACAGACCAUCAAUCUAUUUGAUUAUCUGACUCUCUAUUUUUGGGCACUUGGAGGUAUCAGGAAUGUAUUGGAAAGUUCAGGAAAAUAUCAGGGAUGAUCAUCAAACAAUGCUAUAAGAUCAUUUGUGGCGAAUCAAUUAAUUUCCCUCGGUUAUUCUGUGCAGAUUCAUCACUCACCCUUCUAACAAGCCCUGCACAGCUUUGUAGGUGGUAAUCACUCUAACCGUUCAAAAUCAACAGCAAAAUCUGUAGGAACAACGAUUUCAAGAUGCGCUAGCAACUAUUUUUGCAUGUCCCCGCGGUUAAUAAGGUUACUCACGCAACCAAUGACUAUGACCGGUUUAGGCGAAGGAAAGGACACGAGGAGAGAUGAUGGAGAGGAGGCUGUUCAUUUUCUUCUAAAGAAAUUCUGUGUAUGUACUGACACAUACCGGCUGUGUCCCAAAUGGCACCCCAUUCCCUAUGUGUUGUACUACAUAGGGAGGAGGGCACCAUUUGGGACGCAUACACCACCAUACUUCCAUAAACUUGAUGAGGGGUAGUGAUGGUUUAGGAGACACGGGUGGGAACAACACAAAUUAAAACUAGGGUCUGAAGUUAUUUUAUUUUGAAGUAUUAUUCACUUUUUCCUAGAUCACUUUUUUUAUAUAUAUAUUUUACUAAUUUAGACCUACCAUUCUUGUGUAGGCAGCUGAGAUGAAUGGGGUUGUGAUUUAUUUGGGGUUAUAUUUGAGAGAACGUUUGUGUCCCAAAUGUCACCCUAUUCCCUAUGUAGUGCACUACUUUUGACCAGGGCCGUCAAAAGUAGUGCACUAUAUAGGGAAUAGGGUGCUGUUCAAAGGUAGUGCACUACAUCGGGAAUAGGGUGCCAUUUGGGAUGGAGACAUUGAAAAUGUGUAAAUAUAAAGAUGUUGUUAUUGGAGUAUAAUUAAUUGCUUGCUUGAAAUAAGAGGUCUAUACGAUUGAUCAUAUUCCAUUAUGACCAGGACGUUUUUCCUGAUCGGGAAAAAUCCCUGGUCCUAAUUUUAUUUCAAUCCCAGUCAACUGAACUUGCCAUGGGGGAUUUGUCCACAGAUGUUCAUUUCACUUCUUAAACUCGCCAAGAAUGUAAUAGGAAUUGAACCCGGCACUGCUCUUAUGUGUAAAGUGAUUUAAGUUGAAGUGCACUUUGAGAAGGGGAGGAGUGUUUAUUGGGGUGCAGAGUGAGAUGUCGUGGCCCGGAUGCAGUGAAAAUUUGUAUGUUUUGGGGGGGCGGGGGAAGAAUGUUUGUCUAAACUUUCUCCAAUAAAUAACUGGUUUAAGAUGGAAAAA
Messenger RNA from Salvelinus fontinalis (brook trout), 6541 nucleotides. RefSeq names its product ubiquitin specific peptidase 12b (gene usp12b). The record is from RefSeq and is a predicted model, not a curated record. Bases 234 to 1376 code for a protein of 380 amino acids. Gene Ontology annotation, biological process: protein deubiquitination. Gene Ontology annotation, molecular function: cysteine-type deubiquitinase activity; cysteine-type endopeptidase activity. The transcript is spliced from 10 exons. Gene Ontology annotation, cellular component: nucleus; cytosol. Lineage: Eukaryota; Metazoa; Chordata; Actinopteri; Salmoniformes; Salmonidae.